Molecule: messenger RNA, 1690 nt
Organism: Ixodes scapularis (black-legged tick)
Lineage: Eukaryota; Metazoa; Arthropoda; Arachnida; Ixodida; Ixodidae
Exons: 9
Coding region: 139-1629 (496 amino acids)
Source: RefSeq, a predicted model, not a curated record
UCGGUCUUUCACCACGGUUUACGGUUUGCCUGAAACAAAGAAACGUCAGCGUGGGGAAGCCCGAGGAGCGGCUUCCAAAUCAAGAGUGGCGUUCUUCACUUCGAUGAAUUACAAGGUGUCGCAUCUCUGCAAGUCACCAUGGCAUGUUCAACCGUCUCCGAGGAUAUCUCGGGCGUACUGAGAGGUCGCUGCAAAGAUUGCGAGUGCAGCGGCUUCACGCGGACUGUGGAGCUCAUCAGUCAUGAAAGGGUGCCUCUUGGGUGGUGCAUUUUGUGUGGGCAUUCCCCUGUGUCACAUGGGGUCCUCACAGAGCACUGGACACACCAGUUGGAAAGGACCACAACAGUGCACGAAUCUGCAUCAGUCGCACCCUUGUUUGGUUCAGUAUGUGAAAUACCGACUGAGCCUGUACAAGUCGUAGCAGUUCCUCCCUUGGAGCAAAUGGUAGAAGAUGCCACAACAUCUUGUGCAACGAUGUGCCAGGAGACACCAGAUAUUCCAGUUCCACCUUUACCCGCUUCAGCCCACUCAUCAGAUCAAGCCAGGCUACAGGCUGGACGACAAAAAAGCAGUAAAGGACGCUGCAAGCAGUGGGACAACCUAAGCCUCCCGACAUUCUCGGAGUACCUUGAUUCAUUUCUUUGUGGACAUGGAAUGUUGAGUAAGACCCGAAAGCACAUGAAAGCACAACUGAGAGAUGAAGUCAUUGCUUUCUUGGAUGAGAACCAGUUGAUUGAGAGCUCCAACUGUGCAAUAAGAAGAUGGGAGUACCAUGGCCUUGGUGAAGCAUUAGCUCGGUCGUUUCCUAGCGUGGUGUGGGAGACGACAAAGCACGGUCAAGUAAAGAAACUUGAUUUUGAGUUCGGUUGGAGAUCAUUCAUGCGAUCCGUGAGUUCAACAAGAAAAACCAGAAAACUGCGGUCCAAAAGACUGGUUGUGUCAACAACCGUGCUCUCUACCGACGCCUGUGAUGGCAUCCUUCGAUGCAAUGAAGCACAAGAAGAAUUGAAGGCGAUUGAGGACACAGUCACUGAUCCUGCAAGUCUCGACAUUACGAGAAUGAAGGCCCUCUUGAAAGCUACGCUUGAAGCUCGUAAAGCAAGCCCAAGUGAUGAACUACCGGUCUACUUCUUAAGCCCUGAUGUGCUGGCACUUGAGGCAGAACUUCGAUUCAAAUCCUCACUUGAAGACAUGGAGGCCAAGCUGUGCGAAGUUCGACAAACACUGAACAGAGGAAGUUUCCUGGACAUUGACUGCUACCUUCGGCCAAAAAGGGCAACAUUUUCUCUCAUCGCACUGGAGGAGCCCGCUGUGGACACGCCUUUUCCGGGACCCUUUAUCAUCAGGAUGCGAGACGGAGAACACAAGAUCACCUUUGGGAAGUGCUGUGUUCACCUGACUCCCAGAUCCUCUCUUGAAUGUGCUUUGAUCCUGUGCCUCGCUGCUUACUUUAUUUUGAAUCUUUCUUACCCUUAUGCAUUUGGACAAACUUUGGGUCUCCUGCAAACAGUGAUAGUCAAGGGCGAGGUGUUUGAGUCAUGUCUCAUGUCAUUUAAACUAAAGACUCUCUUAAAGGAGUUGAAAAAUGCGCCCUCGAAAUGUACCAGCACAGAAACUAACACAAACUAGAUGAGUGUUAAGUUAUGUUGAGGUUACUAUACAAGCCUUAUUUAAGGUACCUCCGAGAUGC